UACAGGGAUGACCAGAGACUGCGGACACAGUACAGGGAUGACCAGAGACUGCGGACACAGUACAGGGAUGACCAGAGACUGCGGACAGUACAGGGAUGACCAGAGACUGCGGACAACAGUACAGGAGAUGACCAGAGACUGCGGACAGUACAGGAGAUGACCAGAGACUGCGGACAGUACAGGGAUGACCAGAGACUGCGGACAGUACAGGGAUGACCAGAGACUGCGGACAGUACAGGAGAUGACCAGAGACUGCGGACAGUACAGGGAUGACCAGAGACUGCGGACACAGU
This is a messenger RNA of Staurois parvus, 293 nucleotides long. NCBI's taxonomy places the organism in Eukaryota, Metazoa, Chordata, Amphibia, Anura, Ranidae. The record is from the annotation of a GenBank genome assembly.